Fulvia fulva is the source of this 831-nucleotide messenger RNA. RefSeq names its product 40S ribosomal protein S3. The transcript has 2 exons. Gene Ontology annotation, cellular component: nucleus; cytosolic small ribosomal subunit. The record is from RefSeq and is a predicted model, not a curated record. Gene Ontology annotation, biological process: translation. NCBI's taxonomy places the organism in Eukaryota, Fungi, Ascomycota, Dothideomycetes, Mycosphaerellales, Mycosphaerellaceae. Bases 1 to 831 code for a protein of 276 amino acids. Gene Ontology annotation, molecular function: structural constituent of ribosome; RNA binding.
AUGCAGUCGCAAACCGCCCCAGCUCAAGCCAUGAGCGGCCUCAACAUCUCCAAGCGCCGCAAGUUCGUGGCCGACGGUGUCUUCUACGCCGAGCUCAACGAGUUCUUCCAGCGCGAGUUGGCCGAGGAAGGUUACUCUGGUGUCGAGGUUCGCGUCACCCCAACUGUCACCGACAUCAUCAUCCGCGCAACACACACCCAGGAGGUUCUUGGUGAGCAGGGUCGCAGAAUCCGUGAGCUCACCAGCUUGAUCACCCACCGCUUCCGCUUCCCACCCGACUCGGUCUCCCUCUACGCCGCCAAGGUCCAGUCCCGUGGUCUCUCCGCCGUUGCUCAGUGCGAGUCCCUCCGCUACAAGCUCCUCAACGGUCUUGCCGUCCGCCGCGCCUGCUACGGUGUGCUUCGCUUCAUCAUGGAGUCUGGCGCCAAGGGCUGUGAGGUUGUCGUUUCCGGCAAGCUCCGCGCUGCUCGUGCCAAGAGCAUGAAGUUCACCGAUGGCUUCAUGAUCCACUCCGGUCAGCCUGCCAAGGACUUCAUCGACCACGCGACCCGUCACGUUCUCCUCAGACAAGGUGUGCUUGGUAUCAAGGUCAAGAUCAUGCGCGCAUCUUCAUCUCCAGGCGACCCGUCUGGCGAGAAGGCUGGCGGCAAGGGCCUGCCAGACUCCGUCACCAUCAUCGAGCCAAAGGAGGAGCAGCCAAUCCUCGCACCAAGUUCCCAGGACUACGGUGCCAAGGCUGCUCAGGCUGCACAGUACGCCCAGCAACAACAGCAGGCACAGGGCGAGGAAGGUGGUGCUGAGGGAGAAGCACCAGCUGCGCAAGAGUACUAG